CUGAGACAUAGCCUUAUGUCACCAACGCCCACAUUGACUGUUGGUUUGAUAAGAAAGGAGGACACCGGCGCCACGCAGUUCGACAUGAAGUGUAUUGUACUAAUUAUCUUAGGAGUCCAUCUGACAUGUGUAUUGUCGUUGGACUUUGAACGAGAGGCAAGAGAGGCCGAAACGAAAACAGUAGACGUGGAGCACCUUUACACCCAUAAUGAGGCUUUCCGAAAUAUAACCAAGAGUGGAGUUCCCAGCAAGCGAGUCGUUGGUGUAUUGUCGGCGGCCGGAGUGGGAUUCAAACUGCUGUCCGGUGUCGCUUCACAAGUGGACUUGUCACGUGUCUGUGUGGUAGGGUUUUCUAACAUGGGAAACCGGAAAUUAGUCAACCCAGAGUGGUAUCUGUCGCAUGGCGUUCUCCGGGAACCACUGCCAAGGGAAAUCCUCCCAGGAGACGGCGGAGUGUUUAUUUUUGAGAAAACGCAUUACGCUACUUUCGGGACGGCAGGCGUUUUUACAUACGCGAUCGAAAAUUCUGGCUACCAGGUGGCGGUCAUGUGGGAUGUCCCUAUGAUAUACGGGCCUUCCUCCAACAUGUUCAAUGUCCACGUGAGCAUUAAACGUAUAUGUUACUAUCUUUAUUUAGACCCCGGAAGUCAAAAUUGCGUCUGUCAGUAGUUUAUUGAUAUUCAA
Messenger RNA from Mizuhopecten yessoensis (Yesso scallop), 684 nucleotides. RefSeq names its product bryoporin-like. The record is from RefSeq and is a predicted model, not a curated record. The transcript has 5 exons. NCBI's taxonomy places the organism in Eukaryota, Metazoa, Mollusca, Bivalvia, Pectinida, Pectinidae. Bases 16 to 669 code for a protein of 217 amino acids.